UAAACGUUGCUCAGGCUUCAAGAUGGCGGAAGCCCUGACAACCCAAGAAGAGGUGGCGGUGGAGGAGUUCCUGGCGGCGCUGAGAUGCCGAGAGCACUCCCAGAACGCCGCCCUCGUCAGCCAGAUCACCGCCGUCAAGUUCCUCAUGGCGCGCAAGUUCGACGUCUCCAGGGCCGUAGACCUCUUCCAGGCUUACAAGAACACCAGGAUAAAAGAGGGCAUCUUUAACAUCAACCCCAACGAAGAACCUCUGAGGACCGAACUGUUAAGCGGCAAAUUCACAGUUCUGCCGGGGCGUGACGCGAACGGCGCGGCGUUGGCGCUCUUCACGGCUCGUCUCCACCGGCCGGACGUCACCACCCACAAGGCCGUCCUUCAGGCCAUCAUUUAUCAGCUGGACAAGGCCAUCGAGAGCCCUCAGACCCAGAGAGACGGACUCAUAUUCAUCUACGACAUGACGAACUCCACCUACGCCAACUUCGACUACGAGCUCUGCGUCAAGAUCCUAAACCUCCUCAAGGGUGCUUUCCCCGCCCGACUGAAGUGUGUGUUCAUCGUGUCGUCGCCGCUCUGGUUCCGGGCGCCGUUCGCCGUCCUGAGGCUGUUCGUGCGGGAGAAGCUCAGAGAGAGGGUGUGUACAGUCAAAGCGCACGAACUGGCCAAUCACAUCCCGGUCAGCUCUCUGCCCGAGCACCUGGGUGGCACCUCCCAGUACAGUCACGUGGCCUGGAUCCAGUCGUGCGUCAACUCCACCCCGAACAGCUCGCCGGGCGCCACCGCCGACUGUCUGGGCAGCCUGCUGCACUCCUACCGCCGGGACCGCAACCGGGCUGCCGACGCCCACCGCGGCGCCACCGUGCUGGACGACGGAAACGCCAACCCUCACGACCUCCGGCACGCCGUGCACUGGAACGGCCUGAACGCCAACGUCCCGAACGGCCGCCAGCCCCCGCCCCCUCAGUCGGACACGCCCCCGGACACGCCCCUCCACCACAAACACGCCCCCGACACGGACUCCGUCGACGCCGAGCAGGAGGACGACCUUCCCGACGACUCGGCGGAGCUGGAAGACGGAGUCCCGCCCCUCCCGCAGAAGUCCUCGCGGCCGACGCCCCUCUCCCGGAGUCCCGCCCACGAGUCCAGCUGGCCAAUAGGAAGCGCCUCUGUACACACGGCCGAGCCCGGCGGCUUGAGCGUGCACGAGCUGGUGCAGCACGUCAAACACAAGAAGAAGAAAGGGAUCUACCAGGAGUACGAGGAGAUCCGGAAGGAGCCGCCCGCCGGAUCCUUCGACUACUCCAAGAAGUCAGCGAACCAGGUGAAAAACCGCUACAGCGACGUCCUGUGCCUGGAUCACUCCCGCGUCCGGCUCUGCCCUCUCGACCACGAAGACGACGACGACGACGAGACGUCGGACUACAUCAACGCCAGCUUCAUGGACGGCUACAAGACCACCAACGCGUACAUCGCCACUCAGGGUCCUUUGCCGAAGACGUUCGGUGAUUUUUGGCGAAUGGUGUGGGAGCAAAUGGUGCUGAUCAUCGUCAUGACGACGAGAGUGAUGGAGCGAGGGAGGGUGAAGUGUGGACAGUACUGGCCCCUGGAGGCCGGGCGCACCGAGGAGUACGGCUGCUUCCUGGUGAGGAACGUGCACAUAGCCGUGUUUCAGGAUUUUAACCUCUCACAUCUGGAGCUGUACAACAGUCGGACCGGCGAGUGCAGAGAGGUGUCGCACUACCUGUACAUGAGCUGGCCGGAUUUCGGCGUCCCCAAGUCGGCCUCGGCGAUGCUGGAUUUCCGGGCCGAGGUGAAGCAGAGGCAGGACCUGGCGCUCCGGACGUCGUACCCGGAGUGGACGGGGCCCGCCGGGGGCCCUCCUAUAGUCGUGCACUGCAGCGCCGGGAUCGGAAGAACGGGUACCUUCUGCACGCUGGACAUCUGCCUGUCGCGCCUGGAGGACGUCGGGGCGGUGGACGUCCAGCAGACGGUGCGGCGCAUGCGCACCCAGCGCGCCUUCAGCAUCCAGACCUGGGACCAGUACUACUUCUGUUACCGGGCCGUCGCCGAGUACGCGCAGCAGACCGGACGCCUGGCGCCCGUCGAGUGGUCCGACACCGAGCUGGACACCGACAGCGAGUGAAAGGCGGGGGAUGCGCGCGCCAGGGGUGAGAAGAAUUCGGGGUGCCGGACGGGGUUGGGCACCCGGCUGCUAGUCGGGGCUCCGCCCCCCCCCUCAGGGGAGGAUCGGCUCGGCUCGGCCAAUCGGGCGGCUCUGAUCGAGUCGUCGCGCUGAAACUUGAAGCGUCCAUCCGUCCUCCUUUUUAAUAUAUCAGUGUUGCGCAAUCAGCUCGAGACUUGAACCUCUUUCUCCUCGACGCUACGUCCGUCCGUCUCUCGCCCCCCGCAAACCAAAGGUAUUACGUCGAACGCUUGGAUGUAUCCGGACCGGACCGGACCGUCGGCCGUGUAUAUUAAUGUAAGAUACGUUUAGAUAUUGUGCAUAAUAACCUUCGGAGGGAGGGACGAAAGGUCUUAAUAUAAUAUUCGGACAGUU
Molecule: messenger RNA, 2554 nt
Organism: Trichomycterus rosablanca
Lineage: Eukaryota; Metazoa; Chordata; Actinopteri; Siluriformes; Trichomycteridae
Gene: ptpn9b
Product: protein tyrosine phosphatase non-receptor type 9b
Exons: 13
Coding region: 23-2140 (705 amino acids)
Biological process (GO): protein dephosphorylation
Molecular function (GO): protein tyrosine phosphatase activity
Source: RefSeq, a predicted model, not a curated record